AUGCAGAAGAGGAACCGGACGAUCCCAAAUUGGCUGAAGGGUUCCUUCGUUCGUGUGGGGCCUGGAAAAUACGAAUUGCAUGGAUCCUUUUGCUUGAAUCAUUGGUUCGACGGAUACGCCGUUCUUUACAAGUUCGACAUCAGAGAUGGACGCGUGAUGUUCAGCAAGCGGUAUCUGGAAUCGGAUGCGUACAAAAAGGCGGAAACAAACGGGAAGCCAAUUUAUACGGAAUUCGGAACCCGGGGGUAUCCAGAUACGAGCAAGAACAUCUUCUUCCGAAUGGUCACCAACUUUAACCCAUCGCAUUUGACCGACAACGACUUCACGAACAUCUUCCGGGUCCAAGACGAUCUCUACGUCUCGACCGAGACUUGCUUCAUCCGUCGCAUCGACGCCAAGACCUUGGAAACCAAGGAGAAGGUGGAUUAUCACAAGGCCGUGGGAGUGAACUUGGCCAGCUCCCAUCCCCACGUGGACCGAGAUGGCACGACCUAUAAUUUAGGCGCUUCCUUCCUACAUGGACUUCGUUAUGACGUCAUCAAGAUACCUCCAGGAGGCAAAGGAGCAGGGUUGCUGAAAAACGCGAGCUUGAUGUGCCACGUCCCGGCGAGAUCGAAGACGAACUUCAGCUACUACCACAGUUUCGGGAUGAGUGAAAAUUACCUGGUGAUCAUUGAGCAACCCAUGGUGAAUCGCUUCGUGGUGGUAGAGAAGGGAACAGGUAAGAUACUGAAGACAAGUUUCUACUCCUCGGCACCAUUCUUCUAUUUCCAUCACGCCAACACCUACGAAAUUGAUGGACAGUUGGUGGUGGACGUGAUAGGGUUCGACAGCCCGGAGAUCGUGGAUAAGUUCUUCCUGGACAAGCUCAGGAGUCCGGAUUUUGACCUGAUCGAUCGAGGUCAUCUGCUCCGUUUCGUUCUUCCCCUCAUCGAGGGAGAUGCCGUCAAAAAUGCACCAAAGGGAGAGAACUUGGUACACCUGGAGGGCUGGGAAAUGAGGGCAGAGAAGGUGGAGCAAGGGCACCAUCACCACGGUGAACACAUCAUCCUCACGCCGGACACCACGGGUCACAUCGGUUAUGAGACACCCUGCGUGAAUCCCCAUUUUGUCGGCAGGCCCUACCGUUACCUCUUCGUCUCGGGGUUCUUCGAUCCCGGAGAUUUCCGCAAUUCCCUGGUGAAGAUGGACCUGGAGACGAAGGAGGUGCUAACAUGGUUCGACAGCGAGUUCACGUACCCAGGCGAGCCUCAAUUCAUUCCCAGCCCCAACGGAGGCGGAGUCGAGGAAGACGAUGGGAUUCUCAUAGCAUCCGUGAAGGAUGUGAGACCGGGAAAUCCAGAUUUCUUACUCAUCCUGGAUGCCCGGGACAUGAAGGAAAUCGGACGGGCCCUCGUCCAGGAUUUCAUCCCCAUUGGCCUUCAUGGCAUCUUCAUCCCCGCCAAGUAAUCAGGCCAUUUAUGUGCAAUCUCCGAUUCAAAUCCGUUGCCAAGCCAGCAAAAAACCCUGCUCGCCUCUAGUCUUUAGGCCACAUUGCCUUCUGGUCCCCCCCCCCCUGAUGUGUUAGCCUGGGUUGUGG
Darwinula stevensoni is the source of this 1579-nucleotide messenger RNA. The record is from the annotation of a GenBank genome assembly. Lineage: Eukaryota; Metazoa; Arthropoda; Ostracoda; Podocopida; Darwinulidae.